AUUAUGUGUAAAAGGCUAAGAUAUGGCUAGUACAUCUCCCACGACCUCCUAAACCCAGCUCACUUACGGCGUUGAUGGGCAAAUAGCCUUUUCCCCUGAAAAAUUGACUACGGAAUUCAUAAUAAAAUUAAGGUUGAAUGCAAAUGAAUGAAAUGGAGGUUGGGAGAGUAGAGUAAAGUAGUAUGGUUCUGCAAUUGAAUACCAAAAUUAACAAAAGCCCACGUCGCAUUGAAUAUCCCACCAAAUUAUGCAUCCCUAGUUACUUACUCACUCACUACUCGUACAACACUACUUAUUUAUUUACUUCUUCUUUCAGUUGUUCUACCCACUUCACCAAUAAUCUGGAUUUUUCUGAAAUUUCUGAAUCUUUCUUCUCCUCAUUUUUCUCUCAAACUUCACCAAAUUUUUCCCAUUACAACAAUGGUGGGACCCGCCAGACCCCAGUUCGUGCUGUUCGGAUCAUCGAUUGUUCAAUACAGCUUUAGUAAUGGCGGUUGGGGUGCCACUCUUGCUGAUAUUUAUGCUCGCAAGGCAGACAUUUUUGUGCGAGGAUAUACUUGCUGGAACUCUCGUCGUGCACUGGAGGUCCUUGAUCAAGUCUUUCCAAAGGAUGCUAGUACUCAACCUUCAUUGGUGAUAGUGUACUUCGGAGGUAAUGAUUCGAUGGGCAGCCACCCAUCAGGCCUUGGCCCUCAUGUGCCGCUUUCAGAAUACGUUGAGAACAUGAGAAAGAUUGCUACUCAUAUUAAGGGUCUUUCAGAUACGACACGGAUUAUUUUCCUUAGUAGUCCUCCAGUGAAUGAAGACCAUAUUCGAGAAAACAGAAGUAUAUAUCUAUCAGAGUUACAUCGAUCAAAUGAACAAUGUCAAAGAUAUUCUGAAGCUCUGAUAGAGCUAUGCAGGGAAAUGGAUUUGAAAGUGAUUGAUCUUUACUCUGCAAUCCAGAAGAGGGAGGACUGGUUGACAGCUUGUUUUACAGAUGGGAUACAUUUCUCUGCCGAAGGAAGCAAUAUAUUGGUAGAAGAGAUACUGAAGGUGCUCAAGGAAGCAGACUGGGAGCCGAAUUUGCAUUGGAAAUCCAUGCCAACUGAAUUUGCUGAAGACUCCCCAUACUAUAUGGUUUCUAUUGAUGGGACUAAGGCAUUAAACGGGUCAGACUGGACAUUUCACCGGAAAAUUCAGUGGGACUGAACUGUUUAAGGAUUUUUCUGCUGCCUCUUCUAAGUAUACAUCCUUUUCAGGAUCGAGUAUCAGCAGAAGUGGCUGCUUUAGCUUGGAGAUAAUAGUUGGAUAAAUGGCCUAAUACUGGCUCAUAUUUACCUCGAUCAUAAUUUUAUUAUAUACAGUGAACAAAAAAUUAUUUGUCGUCGGGGCCUCUAUAUCGUAGUAUAAUUGUGGCUUAUGUAGUUUUACUGCUUUCAUUACAGUUAUCUUGUUCUUAGUUGAUUGUAGAGAUCCACUCUCAUCUUCUGUGGAAUCAUCGGAAUAAAUAUUUGCUUAUUCUGUAA
This is a messenger RNA of Chenopodium quinoa (quinoa), 1508 nucleotides long. RefSeq names its product GDSL esterase/lipase CPRD49-like. NCBI's taxonomy places the organism in Eukaryota, Viridiplantae, Streptophyta, Magnoliopsida, Caryophyllales, Amaranthaceae. The record is from RefSeq and is a predicted model, not a curated record. The coding region runs from base 421 to 1191 and encodes 256 amino acids. The transcript has 6 exons.